Molecule: messenger RNA, 1908 nt
Organism: Arabidopsis lyrata subsp. lyrata
Lineage: Eukaryota; Viridiplantae; Streptophyta; Magnoliopsida; Brassicales; Brassicaceae
Product: cyclin-dependent kinase F-1
Exons: 3
Coding region: 83-1525 (480 amino acids)
Biological process (GO): protein phosphorylation
Cellular component (GO): nucleus
Molecular function (GO): ATP binding
Source: RefSeq, a predicted model, not a curated record
AACUGGAGAAUUCGUUAGCGUUAUGUUUUAAUAUCAUCAUCAUCAGGAAAAAUCCGUAAGAAAACGACGCCGUUUUAAGGAGAUGGAUAAACAACCGGCGAGCAGCUGGAGUAUCCAUACCCGGCCGGAGAUAAUCGCCAAGUACGAGAUCUUCGAGCGAGUCGGAUCCGGUGCUUACGCCGAUGUUUACAGAGCUCGCCGUCUCUCCGACGGACUCAUCGUGGCGCUCAAGGAGAUUUUCGAUUACCAGUCUGCGUUUCGAGAAAUUGACGCGCUCACCAUCCUCAAUGGACAUCCUAACGUCGUUGUUAUGCACGAAUACUUCUGGCGUGAGGACGAGAACGCUGUGCUUGUACUCGAGUUUCUUAGGUCAGAUCUCGCUGCGGUGAUCCGUGAUGCUAAGAGGAAGAAGAAGGUAGAAGGAGGAGAUGGAUUCUCUGUUGGGGAGAUUAAGAGAUGGAUGAUUCAGAUUUUAACCGGUGUUGAUGCUUGUCAUAGGAAUUUGAUUGUACAUAGAGAUUUAAAGCCUGGGAAUAUGUUGAUUUCUGAUGAUGGAGUGCUUAAGCUUGCUGAUUUUGGUCAGGCUAGGAUACUCAUGGAGCCGGAUAUUGUAGCUUCAGAUGAAAACCAACAGGUUUAUAAACUGGAAGAAAAUGAUGGAGAAAGCAGCACAGAACCACCAGAAGUUAUUCCUGAUUAUGAGAACUCACCUCGGCAAGGGUCUGAUGGUCAGGAACAGGUAGCGAUGAGUAAAGACGAAUACUUCCGACAGGUGGAAGAGCUCAAGGCUAAACAGGUUGUUAGAGAUGAUACUGAUAAGGACUCGAAUGUGCAUGAUGGAGAUAUAUCUUGUCUUGCAACGUGCACUGUUAGUGAAAUGGAUGAUGAUCUUGGUAGGAACUCUUUUUCUUAUGAUGCUGAUGAAGCAGUGGAGGAUACACAAGGUUUGAUGACAUCUUGUGUGGGAACCCGAUGGUUUAGGCCACCAGAACUGCUCUAUGGAUCUACGAUGUAUGGGUUAGAGGUUGAUCUGUGGUCGCUUGGUUGUGUGUUUGCAGAACUCUUGUCUCUUGAGCCUUUGUUCCCAGGAAUUUCAGAUAUUGAUCAGAUCAGCAGAGUGACCAAUGUGCUGGGAAAUUUAAAUGAAGAGGUCUGGCCUGGUUGUGUCGAUCUUCCAGACUACAAAUCUAUCUCAUUUGCUAAAGUAGAAUCUCCUCUUGGUAUAGAAGGUUGUCUUCCCAACCAUUCAGGGGAUGUGAUAUCGCUGCUCAAGAAGCUUAUCUGUUAUGAUCCAGCUAGUAGAGCUACUGCUAUGGAGAUGCUGAAUGACAAAUAUUUCAUCGAAGAGCCUCUUCCAGUUCCAGUUUCAGAGCUCUAUGUGCCUCCGACAAGGAAUUGGCCAGAUGAGGAUUCUCCACGAAUGUGGAAUGAUUACAGAACAAUGGAUUCAGAUUCUGAUUUUGACGGCUUUGGACCCAUGAAUGUAAAGCCUACCAGUAGUGGAUUUACAAUAGAAUUCCCCUGACCCUGGUAUUUAAGAUCGGUUACAUUGGCGGGGUAUAUGGUUGAGCAUCUUGAUCCUUCCAACUUUCCCUGAAUUCGCCUACUUUGUCAAAAUUGUGUUGUGUGUUGUUCCUCGCUCUCUCUCCCUUUCUCGUAUAGAAAAUGGUAACAUUUACAAUCGGAAGUUCGUGUUAGCCUUUAGCUAUAGCUAAAGAGCUAGUUUUUUGUUGCCCAGGCCAAGCUUUACCCUAUUUUUCAUCUGAAAUAACAAUGAAAAAGAAUAAAAAUCUAUAUUUACUCGAGUUUUGCAUCCUAGGAUUCUGUAUUGCUUCACAGUUUCUAUAAUUGAUCUUGUAUUUAUCUGCUUAUUGUCGUCAGUGGUGAAUGAGAGCAACCCUUCAAUAA